This is a messenger RNA of Hyaloperonospora brassicae, 1863 nucleotides long. Lineage: Eukaryota; Oomycota; Peronosporomycetes; Peronosporales; Peronosporaceae. The record is from the annotation of a GenBank genome assembly.
AUGGAUCCAGCCAUCCCGCACGACGCCGCGAGUGUCGUGCUCGCUGCGGCCGAAGCCCUCGCGUCGCUCGCAGACGACCGGUGUCCCCACGCACGUGUGCUGUCGCGCGCGCUGUCGCUCGUCUCGCAGCCGUACAGCGCGCCCGUGCCCUCGAGCGCUGCAGCAGCGAUCCAAAAGGCGCUGACUGACGUCGCCGACCUCCUGCAGCGCCAUCGACUCGAUACAAGCGACGAGAAUGACGAGAGCGACGACAACGAAGAUGCGCGUCAUACGGUCGUGUACACGCAGACCGAGUGCGCUGUGCUCGAACGCGGUGUGCGCCUGUUGUGGGCGCACGUGACGACGUACCAACUGCACGCGGCGCUGAUCCACGUGAUGCGCACGAUCGACGCUCUGCCGCGCGCACUGGUGUUCUGGAAACACCUGCGCAAGUGCACUGUUCGGGAGAUCGUCCAGCGCGGACCAAUGCAGUGGCUCCUCACGCGGGCACAGCAGAUUACCGCCGGCGAACGGAUCCGGAGCCUGAGCGAGACGCUGGACGCGCAUUUGAAAAAGAUUGGGGUGCUCAAGAACUUGACGAUGAAGUGCACGAGCGCAGCUAUCGACUGCGAGCAGCUGCAGACGAGGGUGAAGGAAGGCAUGGCGCUGCUGGCGCUUGUCUACAGUACGCACGGGAUCAGUCCGCCACGGAAAGGCCGCGGAGCGGUCAAGUCGCAGGAGCCGCUGGUGCACACGGCUUUUUACGCUGACGCAGAUUGUCGCAUCUUUGACGAAGGUAGUGACGGUAUCACGUCACAUGACGACGUGCUACGCUCGCUGCAACGCGUGGAGAAGAACUUGGCGGUGUUCCGCACUGCACAGACUCAGUUUUCGCGGUGUUUCGAGACGGUGCUCGCGCCUUGUCGUCCACCGUCCAAGAUCCGUCAACGCUGGCUACAAGUCACAACUAUCGCCAUUUGUCUGGCUGCAGGAGGCGCGUGGGUGGUAAAUAAUCAGAAGGAGUUUCGAAGUGGCAUUGCCGCAAUGCGUGCGGCCCUGCGUGACUUUCUGAACGAGCACAUGAUUGAGCCACUUCAAGCUAUCUUUGUAGAGGUGGUACUAAACCAGAAGCCCGAGAUCCAAGAUGCAAUGGCGCUCCUGGACACGAAGCAGAGCUUGCGCCGCAUGCUAGCGGAUUUCGUCAAAGACACGAACCCGAGUAUCACACAGGCUGACAUGGACCGCAUCACGAACGAAAUGGACAUGUCAGUGGUGUCACUACAGUACGAGAAGCAGCUGGCCGGUGCAGUGCGCAAUUUGAUCACGGGCGACAUUGUCCGCAUGCUGCUGAUCCAGGUGCAAUUUAUCAAGAAGGAGCUGAUGGUAGCAAUGGGCGCCAUCGACGAGUUGAUGCACGCAAACCAGUUGAACCUGCAGAUCCUGGCCACGAUUCCCACGUUUCUCGUGUUUGGCGGAUUGUACAAACUGGUCACCUCGGCCUUUCACAUGAUAUAUAAGCGCAUGAGCGACCGACUAUACUACGACUCGAGUGAAAUUGCCAGGUUCUUGCGCAACAACUUGCGUGACAUCGAGCGGCUACUCAAUAAGCAGAAUCGAGGUCUAGGCGCGAGUGAUGACGCCGUAUUGGGCGUCCGUGAUCUCGGCUUUCUCAUUUUACUACUCCACCAGCUUCGCGACCUCUUUGAGGCUUACCGCGCCCUAUUUCAGGAAGAGGAGCACGAGCGUUUCGAAGAGGAUCUGAAUGAUCUCAUUGGAGAAGGCCUGCUGGUCUCGCAGCAGCUAGCUGUCAUUCAGCGCAUGUACCAUUCGCAUCCGUUCCUGUACAGCACCAACCCAAACAAAUCGCGCUGGCUAUUGGAGUAA